CUCCUAACGAAUGACUCGACUCAACAAAUGGCAGAGAAAGAAACGCAAGAAAUAGGCUUAAAUGGCCUGAAUAAUCUCUGUUCAGAGCCUUCAGAGACGUUAAUAUCAUUAGAAGAAGCUUAUUCUGUUAUUAAUGAGGCAGAUUGUCUUUAUUAUAAGAAGGAUUAUGAAGCAGCAGUUGAGAAAUAUAGUUUAGCUCUUGAGCGAAUUGUUAUGGAAUAUGGAGAAGGAGAUGUUAGAAAUGCAGAUGUUUUUUAUUCGUAUGGAAGGGCGUUAUUUUAUUUAGCAGUGAAACGGAGUGGAGUUUUUGGUGGGGUAGUUCCUCCGCUAGAAAAUUGUAUUGAGAUGGGGAAUGUUUCGUCUAAAGCGAUGCAUAAUUCGUCUCGAUUAUGUUUUUCUGGAGAUGAAAGUAGUGAAGAAGAAUCGGGAGAUGUGAUAAAAGAGGAUGAUUUUAGUAUUGCAUGGGAAGCAUUAGAUUUUUCGAGAUUUCUUUAUCAAAAGAUGCUAGAUAUGAGUAAAGGAGUGUCAGAGAGGGAUUUAGAGGAGAAAAAAGAGGAAAUUGAUGAAGAAAAGUGUAUAGAAAUUGAAAAAAAGUUGGCAGAUACAUAUGAUUUAUUGGGGGAAAUAUCACUUGAGAAUGAAAAUUUUCAACAGGCAUUGGCGGAUUUUCAAUCUUCUCUUGAUCUUAGAACUAAAAUAUAUCCACUUGAGUCAUCAUUGAUUACUGAAGCACAUUAUAAACUAGCAUUAGCUCUUGAAUUUUCACAAGAAGGUGAUUUUCGUGAAAAGGCUAUUGAACAUAUACAUUUAGCGAUUAAAAGUUUAGAAAAGCGAUUGGAAAACGAGCAAAAAAGUGAAAAAGGGAAAGAAAAACAAGAGAAAGAAGAAUCUGAAAUACGGGAAAUGUUAUUGGAACUGAAACAAAAGGCUAAAGAACUUGAAAAGAUUCCGGAGAAAACAAGUAUAAAGACUCUUGAUUUUCAAAAUAUAACGAAAAAUUCUCAAGAAGAUGUAAAGAAAGCGCUUUUAGAAAUGAUCUCCAAUGCAAAUGAUGUAAAUUCUUUGGUUAAAAAGAAAAAGAAACCCAUUUCUUAUGGACUUUCAAAUAUUGAUGAAAAUCAACAAGAAAAUCAAGUGUAUAAAAAGGCAAAAAUAGAAAAUUCAUGUAAUUAAAUAUCGAUCAAAUCACACUUAAAGUUUCGUAAAAACUUUCCAGAUUUUCA
This is a messenger RNA of Pneumocystis carinii B80, 1223 nucleotides long. RefSeq lists its product as hypothetical. Gene Ontology annotation, cellular component: nucleoplasm. Lineage: Eukaryota; Fungi; Ascomycota; Pneumocystomycetes; Pneumocystales; Pneumocystaceae. The transcript has 4 exons. The record is from RefSeq and is a predicted model, not a curated record. Gene Ontology annotation, biological process: CENP-A containing chromatin assembly; DNA replication-dependent chromatin assembly. Bases 28 to 1173 code for a protein of 381 amino acids. Gene Ontology annotation, molecular function: histone binding.